Molecule: messenger RNA, 976 nt
Organism: Chinchilla lanigera (long-tailed chinchilla)
Lineage: Eukaryota; Metazoa; Chordata; Mammalia; Rodentia; Chinchillidae
Gene: Csrp3
Product: cysteine and glycine-rich protein 3 (cardiac LIM protein)
Exons: 6
Coding region: 142-726 (194 amino acids)
Biological process (GO): sarcomere organization; muscle tissue development; cardiac muscle contraction
Cellular component (GO): Z disc; nucleus; cytoplasm
Molecular function (GO): actinin binding; structural constituent of muscle
Source: RefSeq, a predicted model, not a curated record
UCGGCCUCCCUCCUGCCCUGCUCUCUCAGGCCAAGGCUGGAAACAGCCUCCGCAUAUUUAAAGAGGGCAAGAGCCCCCCUUACUCAGUGAGCAGACAGAGAGCACGCGAAUCGAUUUGACUGUAGUCAGAGAGUCUUCAAGAUGCCAAACUGGGGCGGAGGAGCAAAAUGUGGAGCCUGCGAAAAGACGGUCUACCAUGCAGAAGAAAUCCAGUGCAACGGCAGGAGCUUCCACAAGACCUGCUUUCACUGCAUGGCCUGCAGGAAGGCUCUCGACAGCACCACAGUAGCGGCUCAUGAGUCAGAGAUCUACUGUAAGGUCUGCUAUGGGCGCAGGUACGGCCCCAAGGGGAUCGGGUAUGGGCAAGGCGCUGGCUGCCUCAGCACGGACACGGGGGAGCACCUCGGCCUGCAGUUCCAACAGUCCCCAAAGCCUGCACGAUCAGCCACUGCCAGCAACCCUUCCAAGUUCACUGCGAAGUUCGGUGAGUCAGAGAAGUGCCCGCGAUGUGGAAAGUCAGUCUAUGCAGCUGAGAAGGUCAUGGGAGGCGGCAAGCCUUGGCACAAGACCUGUUUCCGCUGCGCCAUCUGUGGGAAGAGCCUGGAGUCCACAAAUGUCACUGACAAAGAUGGGGAACUUUACUGCAAAGUUUGCUACGCCAAAAAUUUUGGCCCUACAGGCAUUGGGUUUGGAGGCCUCACACACCAAGUGGAAAAGAAAGAGUGAAAGGAACGUUCUUUCUCGCAUCCUUCGCUGCGGAAGACAUCGUGGAGUGAUCCUGCACAGAUGGAGUUUUCCCCGACAGCCUUGUUCAUAGUUGGACAGCAUUCUCUUCAGCAUUGAUUGUGGGCUCUUCCAAAGUGAGAAAAAAAAAAAAACUUUGGAAGAAAAUUAUUUAAAACUUAAUCUGCAACAAAAGCUUUAUUAUUUACAAUUCUUGGGGUGGGAGAGGCAAGAAAUAAAUGUUUUAGUGGUA